AUGGCUUUUAAAGAUACUGGGAAGACACCCGUGGAACCAGAGGGGGCGAUUCAUCGAAUUAGAAUCACACUAACCAGCCGCAAUGUCAAGGUGUGUGCUGACUUGAUCAGAGGCGCAAAGGAAAAGAAUCUCAAAGUGCCAGCCCAGAUGCCGACCAAGACUCUGAGAAUCACUACAAGGAAGACUCCCUGUGGGGCGGGUUCUGAGACUUGGGAUCGGUUUCAGAUGAGGAUCCACAAGUGGCUCAUCGACUUGCACAGCCCUUCUGAGAUUGUCAAGCGGAUUACUUCCAUCAGCUUGGAACCAGGAGUGGAGUCACCAUUGCAGAUGCUUAAAUCAGGCUUUUUAAUAAAUUGGCUACCCGUUGUUUAA
Molecule: messenger RNA, 372 nt
Organism: Eptesicus fuscus (big brown bat)
Lineage: Eukaryota; Metazoa; Chordata; Mammalia; Chiroptera; Vespertilionidae
Product: 40S ribosomal protein S20-like
Exons: 1
Coding region: 1-372 (123 amino acids)
Biological process (GO): translation
Cellular component (GO): ribosome; cytosolic small ribosomal subunit
Molecular function (GO): structural constituent of ribosome
Source: RefSeq, a predicted model, not a curated record